AUGAGGAUGAUGAUUCACCAUCCUCCUCAAGGAGGCAAUGAAAUCCAUGCCAAGGGUCCUUCUCAUCACGACGAGAUGUUUCUCCUGAUGAUACUAAUGCUGGGUCCGGUGAUCUUGUCUCUCCCACCCGUGACCUUAUCGGCUCUCUGGAAAGGCUCCCUUUGGGUGCUGUUGGGGCUGAUUGUGGCCACAACCAUCAUGUCAUUGCUGUUCCUGGCCUAUCUCGUGUUGAGUUGGCCUGUCAAGCGCAAGGUUCAGCCGAUGCGUGCCGUCGCCUUUCAGCCAGAAAUGGUGCCUGAAAAGUUGGAUACAAUUGUGAUUGGCUCUGGAUCGGGGGGAUCUACCACUUCCAGUCUCUUGGCGCAAUCGGGACAGCGUGUUUUGGUGUUGGAGCAGCAUCCCACAGUGACCGGUGGAUGCACUCAUAGCUUUCGAGAGCAAAAUUGCGAAUGGGACACAGGCUUGCACUAUACUUCAAAAGCAAUGGGCCAGCCAACGGCUCGUUCUGGAGCUAUCAUGGAUUUUGCUUCUCAUGGCUUUCAGGAGUGGACUGCGCUGGAGGAUCCAUAUGAUGAAAUUGUCUUUCCAGCGGAUAACCACGUCAAGAAAGGUGCUCCCAAUCACAAGACGUAUCCGUUUGUCAGUGGAGGUAUGGAAACGGUGGACAGAAUCAUGGAACGCAUUGACCCAGACAAUGAGACUUUGCGCUUGAGGGCAAUGGUUUACAUGGACGUGUGCAACGAUAUCCACGAUGGAUUUACAGCUCUGGGAAUAUCACGCAUCCUACCCAAUUCUCUGCAGUUUCUGGUCCAGGAGAAGGUGGAUCGACUGAUGAAGUAUGCUACCUUGACAGUGAGGGAUGUUCAACAUGCUGUGCUGGCAUUGGGCUACUCCAAGGAAAAGUUGUUGGCAGAGUAUCAGGAAAUUCCCAAGGCCCCUGAAGGCAUCGAGCCCGAUACAUCCAUACGCAGACUCAAGGCCGUCCUAACCCAUCCUAUUGGGGAUUACGCUGUGCAACCUCGUGAGGCGACGAUGGCUGCGCACGGCAUCACCAUGGCACACUAUAUGGACGGUGGUUCGUAUACAGUUGGGGCCACACAGAAAAUCUCCAUCCGAUUGACUAGUAUGGUUCGUGCCUAUGGCGGGGAAGUCUUUGUCGAUGCUACGGUCAGGGGCAUCAUUGUGGAGAAUGGCAGAGCUGUUGGGGUCCGCGUCAGUAGCACCUCGGCAUUAGCCGAAUGCAACUCGGAGGAGGAGAAGCUAUUGGUUCCAGAAACAGAGAUCUUCGCCAAGAAUGUCGUCUGCGCAACGUCUGUCUAUAAUUUAUACAACAAACUGCUGCCACAAGACCUUCCUGUAGUCAAACGCUUUCAGCAACCAACUGAGCGCUCCAUCAGGCAGAGCAAUGGGCAUGUGUUCUUGUUCUGUAAGAUCAAAGGAGAUCCCGACGAAUUGGAUCUGCCAAAGCACAACCUGUGGUACUUUAACGGAUAUGGUAUUGACGAGGCGUUCGACUCAUAUAUGCAUCAGCCUUGUCAAGUGCGCCCUCCCACCGUUUACAUUGGGUUCCCUUGCACGAAGGACACUAAAUGGAAGCGCCGAUUCCCUGGCAUCAGCAACUGCAUCAUGAUCAGUGAUGGACAAUACGAGUGGUUUGAGAAAUGGAAGAACAUGCCACCGAGGCACCGGGCACCCGAGUACGAGGCCUUCAAAGAGGAGUUGCGGGUGCAUCUCAUGGAUAUCUUGCUAGAGGCAGUACCUCAAGUGAGGGACAAAGUAGAGUUUUAUCACUUGGGCACUCCCCUUACAGAAGUAACCUAUUUGUCGAGCUAUCGCGGUGGCAGCUAUGGUACCUUCUGCAACCAGGAAAUGUUUAAGCCCAUCAAUAGGAAGUGGACCACAACUCCUCACACUUCCGUCCCAGGUUUGUUCCUUUCUGGAUCCGAUGCGUUCCUUCCGUCUGUUGUCGGGGCAAUGUAUGGCGGCAGCCUUGGGGCCUGCGCUGUGCUGGGACACAUUGGUACCCUUCGCCUAUCAUUUGCUCUGUUGAGCAACUUGUCGAGGAGGUUGCGGGAAGAUGAUCCCAAACUCACAUGGGUCCGCUCACUCUAUGUGGCAGUGAAGAAGUUCACAUCCAACGAAUAA
Molecule: messenger RNA, 2145 nt
Organism: Seminavis robusta
Lineage: Eukaryota; Bacillariophyta; Bacillariophyceae; Naviculales; Naviculaceae
Source: the annotation of a GenBank genome assembly